Molecule: messenger RNA, 363 nt
Organism: Rotaria sp. Silwood1
Lineage: Eukaryota; Metazoa; Rotifera; Eurotatoria; Philodinida; Philodinidae
Source: the annotation of a GenBank genome assembly
AUGCCGAAUGACGCGUUUGAUCGAUUUAAUUCUUUAAUGCCUCGACGAGCAAUUUCGCAAAUGAACUUCAUGAAAGUUGCAAAAGUAAUCAUGGUGGGUCCUGACUCAACUGACGACGAAAUAAGGGAAGCAUUUCAUAUUUUAGAUGCUGAUGGUUCAGGUCAACUUGACGUGAAUGAAUUAGCCAAGGUGAUACCUGCUAUUAUGCCUAGUACAACUUUAGAUACUCUUCCUACAAUGAUUCGUCGUUAUGAUAAAAAUUAUGAUAAUCAACUCAAUUUGAAUGAAUUUACCAGACUUGUCAAGGGUGGUAUUGGGCGAAACAUUGUCUACAGAGACGUUAUUAUGAUGGAGUAUGAUUAG